GCUAACCGCUUCUAAUCUCAAAUCACUCUUCAUCUCGUUUCCAGUUUCUGGUUUCGGGGUCUAAAGGUUGUUUACAUUAUUGAGUUUUAAAUAGUCAUGGGUGUUAAUGGUGUCGAGUCUGAGUUGGCCCAUGUUUCUGUUGAAAAUGGGAAGAUAGAGAGCAGUCUUAAUGGAGGCAUGGGGAUAAACGAACCCAUAUCUUUUGGUGCUCAUGGGAACGGGGCAGUUCUAGUAGAAAAAAGUAAAACUCCUGAGAUCAACUUUCCUAAGGAUGCAGUUGAUGAGUGGCCUGAAGAAAAGAAGUUCCAUUAUGUUUAUUUUGUGAAGUACCGAUCAGUUGAAGAUCAGAACCUGAAAUCUAAAUUGGAUCAGGCUGAUAAAGAGCUUACAAAGCUCAACCAGGCUCGUAAUCCAAUUACUGAGAAGCUCAGGGCACAGAGGACUGAACGAGCACAAGUAAUAAGUCAACUGAAGGCUCUAGGUGAAGAGAGAAAACAUUUCAGGACGAUCAUGGAUGAUAAGAGAAAAGAAAUCGAACCUCUGCAGCAGGCAUUGGGAAAAUUGCGUGCCCCAAGCAAUGGAAACAGAGAUAAUAAAACUUUCAUAUGCUCAUCUGAGGAAGAGCUCAAUGAUGUUAUCAAGAGUUUGCAAUACCGCAUUCAACAUGAAAGUAUUAACCUAACCGAGGAAAAGAAAAUUAUUAGAGAAAUCAAACAACUUGAAGGUACAAGGGAUAAAGUCAUUGCAAAUGCUGCAAUUAGAGCUGAAAUUCAGAAAUCUGUGGGUGAAAAAGAUUCGAUCCAAGAUCAGGUGAAGCUUAUAGGCGUUGGUCUUGAUGGGGUCCGCAAAGAUCAAGAGGCUAUUAAGGCAAAGGUUAAAACACUCGAGGCUGAAAAGGAGGCUAUAGAUAACGUUAUUAAUUCGUUAGAGGAAGAACUGCGGUUGGUGACAGGAAAAAGGGAUAAAGUUUAUGAAAAAAUUCGUGAGUUGAGAAAUAAGCGUGAAGAGGGGAAUAGUUGUUUUUACCAAAACCGGUCGCUAUUGAAUGAGGCAAGAAACCUGGCUGCAAAUAAGGAUGUUUCUGCCCUUAAAGAGCUUUCUUUUGUAGAGGUUGGCAAGUUCAUUUCUCAAUGGAAUACUAGCAAAUCCUUCAGGGAAGAUUAUGAGAGAAGAAUUUUGCAGUCACUUGACAUUCGACAGCUAAGUAAAGAUGGGCGGAUGAAGAACCCUGAGGAGAAGCCGUUGGUUUCACAGGCGGUUCCAGUGGAAACGGAGGUCAUGAUGAAACUAAAGGAAGAACCCAUUGCACCCUUACAACAAGGUGUUGAGAAUGGGAAAAACCGUAAAAACCAGAAAGAAACAGAUGGUAAAAUAAAGGGUUUAAAGGACGCAGAAGAAGAGGAGGUUUUUGGGUUGGAGAAAAAGCCCAUGAAAACGAAAGAAGUUGAUGUGGCAAAGCUCAAGGAGAUAAUACGGGAGGAGGAAAUGGCAAAAGCGAAACAGGCUUUGGAAAGGAAGAAGAAGCUGGAGGAGAAAGCUGCAGCAAAAGCCAAAAUAAAAGCUGAGAAGGAAGCCGAGAAGAAGCUCAAGCAGGAGCGUGAGAAGAAAGCAAAGAAGAAAAUGCAAGCUUCAGCACCUGCUCCCGAGCCUCUGGAAGCGACAAUGGAGGUUGCAGCACCUGCAGAAGCUCCAGAGCCAGUAAAGGCUGAAGAAAACGUUAAGAUUGAACCAAAGGUUAAUGCAACCAGAAGGAGAGUUAGAGCUAAAGGACCAGAAUCUAUUUCAAAGGUGAUAUUUAAGCGUAAGAAGUCGACUAACUACAUUUAUUAUUAUUAUGCUGCUGCUGUUGCUACUGCCAUUGUUGCACUUCUAGCAGCAAUUGGGUAUCAUAUUUAUGCCUGAGAAGCUGAAGCUUUGGCUUCUGAUUUUGAUGAUUAGGGGACCCAAAAGUCAUCUAACAGAAGUGAUUUCUAUUGUGUUUUCUGUUGGCUUUUUUUCCCUCCCAAACUCGAGAGAUAUGGUGUUAGAACAGGUAGUUUGGAUACAGGGUUGGACCCUUUUCUUGAUGUAGUUUUGAAGUUUUGUUUUGUUGAGAAACAUAAUCUGAUGCAUUUUUC
This is a messenger RNA of Cynara cardunculus var. scolymus (artichoke), 2117 nucleotides long. RefSeq names its product proton pump-interactor 1-like. Lineage: Eukaryota; Viridiplantae; Streptophyta; Magnoliopsida; Asterales; Asteraceae. The record is from RefSeq and is a predicted model, not a curated record. The coding region runs from base 97 to 1902 and encodes 601 amino acids. The transcript is spliced from 8 exons.